Messenger RNA from Medioppia subpectinata, 2363 nucleotides. Lineage: Eukaryota; Metazoa; Arthropoda; Arachnida; Sarcoptiformes; Oppiidae. The record is from the annotation of a GenBank genome assembly.
GUUGUUGUCUUACAAUUGCGGAUCCGAUUAAGUGAUUGGAUUAACAUUGGGUGAAGAGAUGUCGCGCACGAAUCUGAAGCAACAGUUGAUGAAACAGCAGCUCAUCCAACAAGAGCUGCGGGAAAAGCAAUGCUCAUCGCACGACCAGUCGGCGCGAUUGAGCCAAUCAUUACAGGCUAUGUCCCAAUCGGUUCCACAGCCACAUACCGGUGCUCUACAGCCCCAGCAUUCGGGCGCACAAUCACUCAUGUUUCCAUCGAUGAUGAAUUCCCAUCAACUGUUCCAAAAAGUACAACAAAACCAUCAAAUGAGGCCAUCGUUAGAAAAUCCGACAAAUUAUCACGUUUUACAGACACAGCAGAAGAUAUCACCACAACAGCUGAGUCCACACUCACCGCUCCAUCAAAGCCAUCAUCCGUUUCAUUCGCAGUCUGUGCCCAAUGUGCCCACACAGUUGUCCCCCAAUUGCCUUCCACCUCAUCACACAAACCACACCAACACUGAUCACUCGCACCACACAAACACUGGUCAUUCGUUGUCGUCGAGUGCGUUGGGCUCGACGGGUGCCCCGCAGUCACCCUUCCCGUUGAGUCCGGACAGUCCGCUGUCGGCGCCGCCGAGUUCUGCCUGCUCUACGUCCGAGUUGGACGACGUGUUCGACGUGUUGGGAGGUUUCGACAAUCGCGCGGAUGUCUCCCAAAUGGACGAGGAGUUGGUCGGAGCCAUUGCCGCCACAUUACCCGCUGAUAUCAACUACUUUCUGGAUAACCAGCCGAUGACACCCACGGGUGACAUGUCGUCGUCUUCGUGUCCACAGCUCACCGAACAGGAGAUGAAGGCGUGGCAGAAGGAUAGGCAGAAGAAGGAUAACCACAAUCAGAUCGAGAGGCGUCGCCGAUAUAAUAUCAACGAUCGGAUCAAAGAAUUGGGAACUCUUUUGCCCAAAAAUGAAGACACAAAACACUUCGAUCUCGUCAAAGACAUGAAGCAAAAUAAGGGCACAAUUCUCAAGGCAUCCGUCGAUUACGUGCGACUCCUCAAGAGAGAGAACAUGAGACUCGCCACUGAAGAGAGGCGUUAUAAGGAGAUGGAGAACAACUACAGGUCUCUUCAAAUGCAGUUCCAAGAAUUGCAGGUCAGAGUGGGAUCAUCACCACAACCACCACAUCAGCAGCAGCAGCAACAACAGCAACAGACCUCAAACUGGCCUCAAAUGAUGAACUCAAACCGAAAACCAGUGAAUGGAGACAAUGGCCUAAACAAUGGUCUAAACAAUGGCAAUGAUUUAUCAAAGAGCGACCCAUUCUUGUCGGCUCCGGCAUCGCUUCCGCUCACAGAUGCGGACACAAUGGCCGCCGCGCAGAGUCUGCAGCGUAUUAUAAAGCAAGAGUUUGCGGCUCCGCUGUCGCCCGUCUCUCCCAGUCAGUCGAGCUCAGGCCUGGGGUCGUCGCUGCCGUCCGGCGCCUCUCCCGCUCAACACUACUUUCAAUUCAAUGAACUCAGACACGACCCCAUCCUAUCGGCCGCCUCUCUCAGCAUUAAGAAUGAGGCCUAUUCUCCGCAAUCCAUGGAUAUCUGCCAUUGAAUCUAAUAUAACAAUGUGUACGACAAACCCCAACAUGUUAUCCCACAUUUCCCACAACAACAACAAGACUACACUCAUCCCAUGUUUUGGAUUCUAUGCUUCCAUUACUAUUCAAUACAAAAUCAAUGAUUUUAAUCGUUAUAUUCAAACCCCAUUGAAAUCAGUUCUAUUAUAUGUGCCACUCAUUGAAUCUGCAAAUGUAUUUGCAAUCAAUUUUUAGUUAUCUUUGAUCGUUAAGUAUAUACUCAUUGAGUCAAAACCCUAUCAACUAAUUAUUACUAUUAACUAAACAUUAAAAAUAUAUCGCGAAUAACAUAACGUUUUCGAAGUGAAUAUUGCCUCAAAAAAAUUGGAUAUAUUUUAUGAAACAAAAGCAUAUUUUAAUUAUAAGUCUCUCGCGUUUUGCUCUAAUCAUACAUUAUAUAUAUUGUAAGAAAUUACAGCAUUUUUGUAAUUUUUCACUACAAAACACACACAAAAUGAUACAAAAACUACAAAUAUUUUUCACUGUUAAGGCCUAGAGGUCUGCCAAACAUUUUCCACGACAAACAAAUACCAAACACUGUUUUAUUAUCGAUACAAAUGACUUGAUUUUCAUUCAAUAUGUUUUACGGUUUACUUUUGUUUUUAAUACGUUUUUUGAUAAUUAUAUAACUAUUUUCUCAAUUUUUUAGUUCACAUUUACGAAGAAGUUAUGGCAAACUAUUGUUAAUUAAUUAUUUAAGUCAUAAGUUAUAUAUUUGUCACACGAAUAUACAGUACAUUAACAGAAAAUGAG